Chenopodium quinoa (quinoa) is the source of this 552-nucleotide messenger RNA. Its product is annotated as pentatricopeptide repeat-containing protein At3g61360-like. The coding region runs from base 1 to 552 and encodes 183 amino acids. Lineage: Eukaryota; Viridiplantae; Streptophyta; Magnoliopsida; Caryophyllales; Amaranthaceae. The record is from RefSeq and is a predicted model, not a curated record. The transcript has a single exon. Gene Ontology annotation, molecular function: protein binding.
AUGAUAAGUGUUCUUGUGAAAUGUAAACAGGUGGACUAUGCCAUUAACUUGGAGAAUGAAAUGGAAGAGAAGCAAAUUGCUCCUGAUGGCAUAACGUAUCAUACCCUGUUCCAUGGCUUAAUGAAGUCAAAUGGCAUCGAGGCUGUUAGAGGUCUCUACGAAAAAAUGGUAUUGUUAAACUUUGUUCCUGAGACCCGUACAGUGGUGAUGCUUAUGAAAUUCUUCUGUGGAAAUCACCAUCUAGAUUUAGGCUUGAAUUUGUGGAAUUACUUGAUGGAAAAGGGUUCUUGUCCUCAUGACCAUGCAUUGGCUCUUUUGGUGACAAGUUUGUGUUCGCACGGUCGGGUUCAAGAAGCUUUUGAGUGUGCCAAACAGAUGUUAAAUAGAGGAAGGCAUAUGGGAAAACCAGUGUUCCACAUGUUAGAGAGGUUUCUGCGGGAAUCAGGUGAAUUAGACAAACUGCAGAACCUUGAUGAGAUGAUUAAGAAGUUGGGUAGUGUUUAUCCCCCAUCAAGGGGACAUGCUCUUGGACUGUCUACUUCAUUCUGUUGA